AUGAUCCAGGUCAAGAGCAGAACCUUCAACAACCGAGACAAGAAGUGGCUCAGGGAGAUGUGCCACAAGCAAGGCCACAAGAAGAACAACAUGCAGAGCCACAGCGAGAAAUCCUGCAAAAUAUGGUCAAGCGCUGGCUCUGAUCCUGUUGUGCAGCGAGGCUCCACUUUUCAGGUGUACUGCACUUUUAACUGCAAGUGCAAAAGAAUCAUGUAUGAAACCAUACAUGAUACAUAUGAGCAACAGCCGGUCGAAGUAUUCAAUUCUACAACCCUCUAUCGUAAUGUGGAGAACAUAACCGAGGACAGAACGUAUAGCUGCAAGUGUAAUAAAUGCACGCCAGCCCUUGACUCCUGUGGACUUGAUAUCACCACUGGAUACCCUCCAGAAAUACCUCAAAACAUAACGUGCAUCCAGAAUGUCAUUGAUGGUGAAGUGGGACAUGUGAAGUGUACUUGGAAAAGUGGAAGGGCUACUGAGCUGGAUGAUGAUCCAAAACUGUGGGUGAGAGAAAACCACAUAGCUGUACCUGUGUCCUACAAGGGAUCCAAUGGGGAAUCUAACCUCCUCUCAGCUGUUUUCAAAGUGUCCAGUUCCGUCCAGGUGAUCUCUGUAUGGGUCAAUGUAAGCAAUCAACUGGGCACUGCAGCGUCCACCGUUGUCAGCUUCACACUUGCGGACAUCGACUCCAGAGAGUACUUCAGCAGUGCUGAUUCUUUGUCCAUUCCUUCUGCUCCUACAGUGAGGCCAUCACCACCAGUUUUAGACAAAGUUGCGUGUCGCUCCCGAGACUGCCUCAUCAAUGUUGGACAGUCCAACAGGACCCAGCACCUACAGAUACAGUACCAAACAGAGCAAGGGGCAUGGAUAACCCAUUCAGACACAAGCGGACAGAUGAAUUUGCUCAGGGUCCAGUCCGUCUCUUCUCUGGAACCCUACAGACUUUACUAUUUCAGAGCCAGAGUCAAGCUGAGUACUGGGCUGUGGAGUCAAUGGAGCACAAGCAUCUCAAACUGGACUCAAGAGGAAGGCCCAAACAAAGAGCUGGAUGUAUGGUUGGCUGAAUCCUCCUCUGAAAUGGCCUCCACGACCGUUUACUGGAAGAAACUGGAUGAUAUCAGCGCCGGAGGGAAGAUCGUUCGAUACUUGGUCAAAGUUCACUGUCUAGAUACAGGAUUGAUCGUCACCAAGAAUCUCAGCGCUGAUGCCACUAAUUCUUCAAUCCAGUCCUGCAGCAAAUGUAACAUAACUGUGUUUGCUUGCAACUCCAAAGGAAUGUCCCCUCCUGCCAUAAUAUCCAUGCUUCAAAAAACAGGCCAGCCUCCUCAGGAUGUUCGCGUAAAGGUGAGCAACCGCACUGUCUCCAUCUCCUGGACGAAGCCUGAAACUACACUGCGACCCGAUGGCUAUCUGGUGGAGUGGUAUCCAGAGGGCCAGCAGCUAAGAGACCUCCAGUGGCUGAAACUGAGCCAGAACAGCCAUCACGCAGUCAUCACAGACGUGAAGCCGUUUCACUGCUAUGAGGGAGCAGUAUAUGCCCUCUAUAAGAACUCAAUCGGCAGGGCCAGAUUCAGCAGUGUCAGCACUUUGGAGUCAGCUCCAGUGAGUGGUCCAUCUGUCCAAGAAAUGGUAGAGGGAAAUGUGCUGACAGUGACCUGGACGGAGAUUCCAAAUGGACAACGCGGGGGAUGUAUCAGCAAUUAUACCAUCAAAAUAAAAGACACCAAAGACUCCAAAGUCCGCUACUCUGACCCAAUACCUGCAUCUAAGAGGAUGCACACCAUCAAGAGCCUGCCUCCAGCUGCAUACAGCCUUUCUAUGACUGCUUGGACCUCACAAGGAGAAGGCCCGGAUAGUGAAAUAGUCAGGUUCGUCAUUCAAGCACAGAGCCAUACAGUCCUAAUCCUGUGUAUAGUAUUGCCAUUCUUGAUGGUUCUGUGCUGUCUGUCGCAGAUGUCAGCUAUGCAGCAAAGGUUCUGUGUGUGUUUUCAUCGCCUCAUGCCAGAUGUUGUACCAGAUCCUGCCAACAGCAAAUGGGCAAAGGAAUGUAUCGCAGAGAAGGGUAAACGGGGUAAGAUUACUCUCCAACCUCAGCUCAGCAGCUCUAGAGAGGAGGAAGAGCCCAUUAUCGUGGAUAUAGAGGAAUUGAGCAGGGAAAGCAGUAGCAGCUCCUCCCCUGGAGUGACCACCCAAGAUGUCUCCUCAGACCUCCUCCAGCCCAGCCUUAGCCCCGGCGUGAAGCCGGCCACACUGCUUUACCCUCUGACAUCCUACAUCAAGAGCUUCUCACAUGAUUCAGACAGCUCCGACAACACACACAGCUCCCAGGAAACCAGCACAACUGUCGACUACAUCUCAUCUCAUGGGCUAGCAAAUGAAAUAGAGGAGGAGGAUGAAGAAUUUAUGGAUGUCCAGGAUUUCUUCCCGAGUCACAGUGCCUUCAUGGACCCUCAAGUGUUUUUGGGCAACUUGACCCUGGAUGUUGUCAAAAUUGACUGCAGUAACUUGUUGGAAAACACUUAGUGGAACCCUAAAAUGAAAUCAUUUGGGAUUUAAUAGAGGAGGGACUUGGCCAACUGGAUUUAAAAGAAAAAUCAAGGGGCA
Messenger RNA from Lampris incognitus (smalleye Pacific opah), 2604 nucleotides. It is a transcript of the gene il12rb2, whose product is annotated as interleukin 12 receptor, beta 2a. The transcript is spliced from 15 exons. The record is from RefSeq and is a predicted model, not a curated record. Gene Ontology annotation, cellular component: membrane. Gene Ontology annotation, molecular function: protein binding; cytokine receptor activity. NCBI's taxonomy places the organism in Eukaryota, Metazoa, Chordata, Actinopteri, Lampriformes, Lampridae. Bases 1 to 2523 code for a protein of 840 amino acids.